This is a messenger RNA of Cynoglossus semilaevis (tongue sole), 1118 nucleotides long. Its product is annotated as trace amine-associated receptor 1-like. The transcript has 2 exons. NCBI's taxonomy places the organism in Eukaryota, Metazoa, Chordata, Actinopteri, Pleuronectiformes, Cynoglossidae. Gene Ontology annotation, cellular component: membrane. Gene Ontology annotation, biological process: G protein-coupled receptor signaling pathway. The record is from RefSeq and is a predicted model, not a curated record. Gene Ontology annotation, molecular function: trace-amine receptor activity. Bases 36 to 1118 code for a protein of 360 amino acids.
UGGACUUGUGACACGAUGAAAUUUGCAUAUGACAUAUGAGAAAGGAAAGGGAUAAAACGUCUGGAGGAGAAAGGCCGCCGAUCAGAGAGGACACAGAAUCCUGUUUCUGUUUGCUCCCUCCCAACAUGGAAACUGUGGACAAGGGUGAAUUCUACUUUCCCAAACUUAACAUCUCCUGCAAGAUGACAAGGCGUCCUCACCUGGACACGCUGGUGAUCGACACCGUGCUGUCCGCUGUCAUUGUUCUGACCGUGGUCCUGAACAUGCUGGUCAUCAUCGCCAUCUCCCACUUCAGGCAGCUCCACACCACCACAAACCUCCUCCUGCUCUCUCUGGCGGUGGCUGACUUCUUCGUCGGGCUCCUGCUGAUGCCGCUGCUUCUUCUGGUGGAAAACCACGGCUGCAUAUUUCUGUGCGACCUCAUGUGCACGGUGCAAUGGUUUUCAGGGUUCCUGUUCAUCAGCGUCUCCGUGGGAAGCAUGGUUCUCAUAUCUGUCGACCGUUACGUUGCCAUCUGUGACCCCAUGUUGUACACCACCAGAGUCACUCUGGCCAGGGUUAAACUCUGUGUCUGUCUGUGUUGGAUCUUUUCUGGUAUCCACGGCGGGUGGAUAUUAAGAGAUUCCCUCUUCCAGCCUAACCUUUAUGACCCCUGUGUUGGAGACUGUGUGGUUGUCAUCGCAUCUGCUGAAGGAGCAGUGGAUCUCAUUGUUUCUUUCUUAGCCCCAAUUUUAAUCAUUGCAAUACUGUAUCUGAGAGUAUUCGCGGUAGCUGUAUCUCAGGCUCGGGCCAUGAGAUCUCACAUCGCAUCUGUCACUGUGGGUCGUCCAGAAAAGGUGAAAGUAGAAAAAUCUGAGUUAAAAGCAGCAAGAACUCUGGGUAUUGUAGUGAUGGUGUUUCUUCUCUGCUCGUGUCCAUAUUAUUGUUUUGCCAUUGCAGCUGAGAGUAACCUGGUGGGGUCUUCAUCUGCAGGUGUCGAGCUCUGGUUCCUGUAUCUUAACUCCAGUUUUAACCCCGUCAUCUACGUCUUCUUCUAUCCCUGGUUCAGAAAAGCCAUUAAACACAUUAUUACACUGCAGAUACUGAAGCCUGGCUCUCGUGAAAUCAGUGUGCUGUAG